Molecule: messenger RNA, 2190 nt
Organism: Stylophora pistillata
Lineage: Eukaryota; Metazoa; Cnidaria; Anthozoa; Scleractinia; Pocilloporidae
Source: RefSeq, a predicted model, not a curated record
CUGUGAGUAAGUUGAUUCGACCCACGUUUCUGAGUACCUAGGAAUAACAAGACGAACGCAGUUCUCUUUUCACCCCACCCCUUAUCAACCAGAGAAGAAAUCCACCUUCGUGGAAGAACCAGGAUUUUUCUUGCACUUUUCAAGACAUGUCAAACGAACCUCAAACGCCGAAAGUGACUGUCACUGAUGAAAGUGAAGAUGUCACCGAAAAAGAUCGUUCUCCCGCAGAAAACGCGUUUUAUGAGUCGUUUCUUAUUCAGUCGCGGUCAGCGAUCGAGAAUUUGUACGCUUCGAACAUAUACCAUAGUCAGCGGCACGCUAAGGAAGUCAAAGAUCUCGAGAGACAGAAGUACUACAGUAUGUCUGAAAUGAGUAACAAGCAGAAGGAAAUGGUUAAAAAGAUGGCUCAGCUUCAGGAGAAACAAGAGAAGAUCCAGAUAGAGAAAAGAAAACAGAACAUGAAACAUUUAUCAACAAACGGUGAACAUCGUAUGAGGCCGCAUUCGACAUCAUCGUUAUCCGAUCGUAAGUCGGAUCGGAGGGCGAUGCUCAAACACCGACCACGAUCGGGAUCAAUGCCGUUUCUCGAGCCCCUUGAUCCGAGUCUUGUCAACCGAAGUUUGUCGAAGUCCACCGAGAAUUUGUGCUCAGAAUCAUCAUUACUAAGCGCAAGUCCUUCAUCAAAUGCACUUUUAUCGCGAUCCUGUGAAGAUCUAUCAAAUCUUGGCAGAGAGAAUGGAAAAAUCAUACUACCAGCUUUAUCCAAGCUCCCGAGGGCGAAAUCAAUCGGAGACUCCUCGGAAGAUUCCGACUCAACCUUCAUAACCCGAGUGCCAUCUUCACCUCCGACGAAAACGAAACUCAACUUAAGGUUAACGCCUUCUGGCUUCAAACCCGAACAUCGUCGGGGAUCGCUCGAUCCCUCCGUUAUGAGAGACUUGGACAGACGACGAGGAGCAAAAACAGACAGUCCUCCCGCCAGUCCAAAGAGUACGCAAACAAAAUGGGUUCCUAAGUCUUUUGGUUUGUCUCAAGGGCGAGGUCUCCCCCCUGUGUGACACCUUGACGCACAUAUGUCAUAAGGAGUUAUUGGAAUAUCGAAAGGAACUUACGAAAAGGGAAUUACAGCUGAGUUGAACUGAAUUUUACAGUGGUUUGCUGAUAUUAGUGAGGGUAUGAUUUCUUCCCAUGAAAACCUCCCAGUGAGAUCAAGUCGGUGCGCACGGCGAACCAAAAUGUUUUUUGUUGAAAAGUGACAUGCGAAAAGUGACAUAGGCUACUAUCAUUCAUACAUAUUUUUGAGCAACUGAGCGGAACCCAACACAUUCACGCCACUCUUCUGCGCAUGUCUUCUUUCUAGCCUGAUGCACUGUGCUCUUCUUCCUUUCCUGAACAGUCUGCAUCGCAGCGUCUUAUUCAGGUUUUGAGAAAUAGGACACGAACGGGGAAACUUGCGAGCAAAUGAGAAGUAAAACAUCAGUCUUUUUACGGCUAUCAUUCAGUUUACACAAACACACACACACACACACACACACACACACACACACACGCACACACAUACACACACACUUCGUGCAAUCUUUAUCAAUUAAGCGCCGGGAAAGAACAAGUUGCAGUACACGAGUAGUAUCUGCACAUUGACUCGUGACUUCCCUUCAUCAGGCUUAACAAAAAGAUAUAAGGAGAUGUUAACCCAAAAAAGCUCGCAGGAGCCAUGUUUGGUGAAAGUUUCUCUCUUUUUUUGAAACUUAAAAAAAUAAGCAAAGCGUAGCCGUCAUGUUGUACCAGGUUAUAAAAUAACUGAGAUACUACAAGCACUUUGAUUGGUCAAAAACAGAUUAUUGUAUCUCAUUAAAAACAUUAAACACUGUAAAGUCAUCUCAGUCCAACGCAGAAAAGCUAAGCGUAUAAACUUCCAACUUUCUAGCCCCAUUUAUAAUUCGGCGUCUUUAUUUCCGGUAUCUUACUUGCAGCCUUCUUUUUGCCACCUUGAGUGAGUACAUGCGACAGAUGUAUUUGAUUUCUACUUGAGCUCCAAACUACGAACUUGUCCUUAUGACAGCGUCAGAUUCGCGCAUGCUCGUCACUUGAGAUUGCCAUUUUUGGCAAAAUUAUAAAACAGAAGAUAUUAUGAUUUUGACCUGUGGUCGAUGGGUCUGAGGAGAGGUAAAUAGAGGAUAUUACAUGGCC